CAUAACAGCAGCCAUACUCCAUCUCCCUGCUUUGCUCGAUAGCUAGCGGCAGGUAUCGCACGGGUUGCGCCAAUCCUUGCCAGCCACAACAACACCGAACGUCCAACAAGCUAGUAGUGGCCGGAAGCGACUCGCUCUUCUCUCCAGGAGACAGAGCGUCCAGUCCAUAUCAACAGCCCAUCGAAUCGAACAGCCAGCAGUAGUAGUAAUAGAUAGUAUCAGCAGCAGCAACAGCUCUCCAUCCUCAGUGUAGUAGCAUCUGCCACAGAAGCCUCUUUGCUUAUCCCUCCGGUUUGCCCGUUCCGCGUCGUCGCCGGGAGUGAAUUUGUGGGGGGGAGCGCGCGCGCGCGCUCGUGUGUGUGUGUGUGUGUGUGUGUAUGUGUGUGUGUGCUUCGGUGUGCCAAAAGUGGUGUAUACAGUGUCCGUUUCCGACCGUCGACGGGGGUGGGGUGUGCGCGCCCGGAAACUGGGAGUGUGUUUUUUUGGUGGUUCGCGAGGGUUGAUGGUUACGGUUGCAGGCCGGUGGCCAAUGGAAGGCGGCUGGUGGCCAUUCUGCCAUUCCACCGUAGCGCCGGAUUAAAGUAGGAAAGAAGGACAUCCGGGGACCUCCCUCUGACAGAGGGACAGAGGGCAACCGCACAGACCCAGACAGAGGCAGACAUCCUGCCUGCCAUUCUACCACAAUCAACGCCAACGUCAAGCCACCAACGAGCGAUCAAAGCAGCAAUCAAUAACGACGGUGCGAGCUCCGGAGCUCGAAUUUGGACUGUGUGCGCGUGUCUGUCUGGGUGGGUGUUAGUGUGUGAGGGAAACAGGUUGGUAACAGUGGCGCUCCAGCUACUCCUCCUCGUCGUCGGAAUGGCGUCUGCACGGGUUGCUGCCGCCGGCACCGCCACCACCAGCACCAGAAAGCUGCCGCUGAUGACCGGUGGUCCUGCACUGUUACUGUUGCUGCUACAGCAAGUCCUGCUGGUGGCCGGUCACCGUGGUGGCGGUGGUUCGCAUCCGCAGUUCCUGCGCAGCUUCGCACCGCACGCGACCACCCUGAACGAUCCGUGCUACGACGAGGAUCGGCCGCGGCGCUGCAUGCCGGACUUUGUGAACGCCGCGUUCGGUGUACCGAUCGAGGCUUCGUCGGUGUGUGGCCACGAGCAGCCAGCUCGUUUCUGUGACCAGCGCGCCACUGGCGCACUUGAUCCUGCGGUUCCGUCGUCGUCGUCGUCGUCGUCGUCGUCGGCGGUGACUGGAAGCGGAGGACGCAUCGGGACAACGCAGGAGACUACGCUCGCGUGCGAGAUCUGCGAUGCGUCGGAACCAACCAAACGGUACCUGCCGGCCGCCCUCACCGAUGUGCACAACUCGAACAACGUGACGUGCUGGCGGUCAGAGCCACGGUCCGGUUCGCUCGAUGCCGGGCCGGACAACGUAACACUGACACUGUCGCUGGGCAAGAAGUUUGAGCUAACGUACGUCAGCCUCAGCUUCUGCCCGUACGCGCUCCGGCCGGACUCGAUGGCGAUCUACAAGAGUGCCGACUACGGCAAGAACUGGCUGCCUUUCCAGUUCUACAGCUCCCAGUGCCGGAAGCUGUACGGGCGGCCAACCAAGGCCCAGAUUUCGCUCAGCAACGAGCAGGAGGCGCGGUGCGUGGACCACAACCGGUACAGCGUCGACGGUGUGCAGGGCUCCCGGAUCGCCUUCAGUACGCUCGAGGGCCGACCGUCGGCGCCCGAUUUUGACAACUCUGUCAUCCUGCAGGACUGGGUGACGGCCACCGACAUCCGCGUCAUCUUCCAUCGGCUCCAGGUACCCUCAGGGGGUGGUGGUAGCGGCGGCGGCGGCGGCGGUGGCGGCGGUCUGUUGACCGGCUCCAGACACCAAUCAACCGAGCUGAAUGGCGGUGGUGGCGGAGGCGGAGGCGGUGGCGGUGGCAAGUUCGGUGGCGUCGCCAAGAAGGCGUCCGACUUCCUACCCGCGGCUUCGCGCGAACUACCGAGCGGUUCCGGUGUGCUGACGUACGCGCUCUCCGACUUUGCCGUCGGUGGACGCUGCAAGUGCAACGGGCACGCGUCGCGCUGCAUCAAGAGCCCGACCGAUGGGAAGCUGGAGUGUGACUGCAAGCACAACACGGCCGGCCGGGACUGCGAACGCUGCAAACCGUUCUACUUCGAUCGACCGUGGGGCCGCGGUACCGUCCGGGAUGCCAACGAAUGCAAAGCCUGCCAGUGCAACGGGCAUGCCCGCAAGUGUCGCUUCAAUCUCGAUCUCUACAAGAUGUCCGGGCGCGUCUCCGGUGGCGUGUGCAUCGACUGUCGGCACGAUACGACCGGCCGGCACUGUCACUACUGCCGCGAGGGCUUCUACAAGGAUCCAACGAAACCGAUCAGCCACAAGAAGACGUGCAAACCGUGCGACUGCCAUCCGAUUGGCUCGUCGGGCAAGAGCUGCAACCAUACAUCGGGCCAGUGCACCUGCAAGGAGGGCGUGACGGGGUUGAACUGCAACCGGUGUGCCCGUGGCUACCAGCAGAGCCGCUCGCACAUCGCACCCUGCAUCAAAAUUCCUCGGGUCAUCAACAUUAACCACCAGGCGCAGAAUACGGCUCCGGAGUCCUACCAGUACGAUCCCGAUGCCAGCGAAGGCACCAAAGAGAAUUGCGGCAAAUGUAAAUUCGAUACGAAGCGAUUAAACUUGAACAAAUUCUGCAAACGCGAUUAUGCGAUCAUGGCGAAGGUGACCGGGCGAGCGACGGCAGGCGGCAAGAAUGGGCCGCGGGAUGAGGUGCGCUUUAACCUGCAGGUACAGUCGGUGUUCAAGACGUCCAACCCGCUGCUGACGGUGAGCCAGCGCAAGUCGACCAUGGGGCUGCUGGUGCCAGCGAAGAACCUGGACUGCCGCUGCCCGAACAUCAAGAUCAACAAAUCCUACUUGAUACUGGGCAUGGAUGCGAAGAGCAAUCCGGACAACCUGCUGCUCGGACCGAAAACGAUCAUCAUCGAAUGGAAGGACGACUGGAAUCGGCGGCUGCGACGGUACCAGCAACAGGCCGCCUCCUGCUACUAAGUCCAAUCCGGGAAUCGGGAGCCCACUACCCAAACACACAUACACAACACACACAUACAUACAGCCCAACAGCAGAGCUCUUGGACCAGCGGGUCCCGGCACCGUUGGCGUCGUUGACGUCGAGACGUUGCAAUGACGAGACGGUGGGGAUGACGUACCAACAGCGGAAUGGGAAGGGGGUAGUCGGGUCCAAAUCCCCGCUUCUCCCCCAUUAAGGUGGGGAAAGCGUACCACCAAUAGUAUUUUGAAUUUAUUCGUUAUAUUUUAACACACACUUACACACACACACACACACCAACCGAUCGAAAUCGAUGGUCCGAAGUCGCGAUCAUCACGAAAACCAUCGACAUGCAUGCAAACCCCCUACCUCCACGCCCCUUUACUUUAUUUCGCUCUCAUCCUCUCUCUCUCUCUCUCUCUCUCUCUCUCUCUCUCUCUCUCUCUCACACAUAGACAUUCUCCCUGUUUCUCUCUCUGCCACGGAGCAAAGAAUCUCAUCCCCCGGUGCCAUUUUUUUCCACUAAUUGAGGGUAGGGUGUUCGCAGAAGGGGAUGAGGGACGGGUGGACAGGAGGACUGGUACUACGAAAAAAGUACUCGUAACGCCCAAGUACCCCAAGCCCGAAGGUAGUACUAACCGAAAUGCCAACUAACAAGCCGCCAUUGUGAAGGAUGGAUGAAAUGGCUGGGGGUUCGGUGUCGAUUCGAUUGGUAGUGGUAGAAAGAAGAGGGUACCCUGCCUUUUCACUCUGGCCAAUCCACCAGCCAGCUUUCAAACUGGAGUGACAGGAGAGUUUUUUCUUUAAUUAUUUGUUUGUUCAUACUUUAAGUAUUACAUGUAUAUGCGCCCAAAUAUGUGCGUGUGUAUACUUAUGUAGAGUUGCAUAUUCUAAUCUACAUACCCACUAGCGCGUGCGUGCACACACCGCAUGCAUCCAUUCGAAGUACGAUGCAACUAUCGUUUUGCAAUCAAUCAAAUUUGUACAAUAAACUCUCAUAUUUGGAGACGUGUGUGUCCGUAUCUGAGUGCGUGUUUGUGUUUGUGGGGAAAAGGUUUGGGGUGUCCAUCAGUUGGACUUUGCGCAGCGACUUAGGACAUUGAGCCCACGGUCCUACUAACCUGCUCUUGGCUUCCCCUCUCUUCUCCACUUCCCUUUUACCCAUCCUUCUUGAGUUUGUGUGCGUUCUUUGUUUGGAGUGAAUUUACGGGAAUUAAACUCGUCGAGUCGUCACGCAAAGGACUUUAAUACAUCAGCGAAGGUGUUGCCAACAUGGUUGGUUGUAGUAGCGGUCAUUGACCGCUCGGUAGCGCAUACACCUGAGACACACACAAAUUCGCACAGACAGGCAAGAAGAGAGGGGGAUUAUAAAGAAAGAGAGGCUGGGAGGGAGGGCAGGGAUGCUGCGCAACAACAAAUUGCCAAAAUAGAAUAUGAAUCGGCGAAGGAUGAAGGGAAGGGGUAGGAAAUAAUGGACUUAGAAAUGGGUGCUGUCUGUAUCUCUGUAUAUACACGAUAACGAUAGAACGAUAAACUACACACGCUACACACACCCACACAACACUCACACACACGACACUGCUACAAAUGUCUUGUUUUUGCUCCAGUGGUCUUCUGGCCUUCCUGGCGCCCCAAGAGACACGAUGCCACUACACACGAUACACGCGCACUCCAGCAGCAGCAGCAGCAGCAACAAUUAGCAAUGCUGUGAAUGCGAAUCUUGGUUGCAACAACACCCCAAGUCCACGUCCAUCGAUUCUCGUACAGACACAUACGCACGCACACAACUACUCACAUACUCACAAGCGUUUAUAUAUAUAUAUAUACACACACAUACACAAUAAAAAAAAACAUACUAGUACUGCGAAAGUAAUAAUUAUUUAACGAUUGUAACAAUAACAACUAAUAAUUCGAU
Molecule: messenger RNA, 4976 nt
Organism: Anopheles aquasalis
Lineage: Eukaryota; Metazoa; Arthropoda; Insecta; Diptera; Culicidae
Product: netrin-B
Biological process (GO): tissue development; dendrite development; motor neuron axon guidance
Cellular component (GO): basement membrane
Molecular function (GO): protein binding
Source: RefSeq, a predicted model, not a curated record